Molecule: messenger RNA, 2673 nt
Organism: Anopheles funestus (African malaria mosquito)
Lineage: Eukaryota; Metazoa; Arthropoda; Insecta; Diptera; Culicidae
Product: protein 5NUC-like
Exons: 5
Coding region: 410-2248 (612 amino acids)
Biological process (GO): AMP catabolic process
Cellular component (GO): plasma membrane
Molecular function (GO): 5'-nucleotidase activity; metal ion binding; nucleotide binding
Source: RefSeq, a predicted model, not a curated record
UGUUUGUCGGAUCUGCGCGACGCGUCCCGCCGAGCUUGGAUAUACGAUACGAGAUAUACUCAAAUACAAUUUUGCUUUUGACAAUAGCAAAUAUACCUUAGUUUACUUUUUCGACCUAAAAGUCGAUUGGCAUUUCCCAAAUCGAUCGUACAUGGUUAAGCAUUAGUUACCGAAUGUCGAACAAAAUGUCGUACUAAACCAGUAGUGGUGACAGGUGCAGAAAAGCGAACGAGACGAUCUGCAGUCAACUACAGCGUGCGUUAACCUAUCGACAAUCUGUUCGAACGUUGGACUUGUUUUCAAACGCCCAGAAAUCGCAUCUUGCCGUUUAGGAGUUGAUUGCUACAGUCAGCUCUCUGGAACUAAAAUCACUAAACUCACAAAAGACUGAAGACAUCCUAAACCCAUCAUGGGACGGAGUACAAUGUACAUUAAGCUUGCAGUGAUGGUACUUGCAUCGUCUACCUGUGGCAUUGCUGCUCCGAAAGCAGGUGGUCUGGAGCUUAUCAUACUGCACAACAACGAUAUGCAUGCCCGAUUCGAACAAACAGGAGCGUAUAGCAACGACUGUCAACCGUCCGAUGUGGACAGUAACCGGUGCUAUGGAGGAUUUGCGCGCGUUGCGCACAAAGUGCGCGAGUAUCGUGCGACGGAAGCUUCCGGUGGUCUACCAGUGUUAUAUCUGAAUGCUGGUGACACUUAUACCGGCACGCCAUGGUUUUCGGUGUACAAGGAUAAUAUAACAGCUGCCUUUUUAAACAUGCUAAAACCCGACGCAAUCUCCCUCGGCAAUCACGAGUUCGAUCUGGGUGUAGAGGGAUUAGUUCCGUUUCUGAACGAAGUCGACUUUCCAGUGCUGGUCACAAACCUCGAUCUGUCCAAAACGCCGGAAAUGCAAUCGACCAAAUCCUUACAGCGAUCGGUCGUUUUUACGAAGGCGGGCGUACGGAUCGGUGUGAUCGGUUAUCUGACCCCGGAAACGAAGCAACUGUCACCGAUCAAUACGGUUAAUUUUCUGGAUGAAAUUGAAGCGAUCAACAAAGAAGCUACUUCAUUAAAGGAGCAAGGAGUACACAUUCUGAUCGCACUCGGCCACAGUGGGUUGGAACGUGAUAAAGAAAUUGCGGCUAGAUGUCCCGAUGUUGAUCUGGUCAUUGGAGGUCAUUCACAUACGUUCCUCUACAGUGGUACCGCACCGGAUGUCGAAGAACCGGCCGGUCCGUAUCCGGUGAUGGUGAAAAACCCUGCCGGAAAGGAAGUUCCUGUCGUGCAGGCAUAUGCUUUCACAAAAUAUCUCGGCUAUCUGCACCUAUUGUUCGAUGCGGAAGGCAACCUGAUCGAGCUGGACGGUAGUCCACUGCUGCUUAAUGGUACGGUACAGCGCGACUCCGAUGUGCUGCAACUGCUGGAGCUUUACCGGCCCGGUAUAGUGGUGUUGGAUGAAAAGAUUGGACAAUCGAACGUAUUUCUCGAUUCAAGCCGGUGCCGUUUUGAGGAAUGUAACAUCGGCAACAUGAUCGCCGAUUCACUCGUCAUCACACAUGCGGCUACACGCGAACAGAACAACGACGGCUAUUGGACUAAUGCCGCCAUCGGGUUCAUACAGGGCGGUGGAAUACGUGCAUCUCUAAACUCCGGUCCGAUAACGAUGAAGGAUCUCAAGACAGUGCUCCCGUUUGGCAAUGCAAUGGUAAUGACAGAAAUUACCGGAACACAAAUACGUCAAAUGCUCGAACAGAGUGUCCAUCGGUACGAUGGAGUAUCCGGUUACGGAGAGUUCCUGCAGAUGGCCGGUGUGAAUGUAGUAUAUGACCUAUCGAGACCUCCAUUGCAGCGUGUUGUUGAGGUUAAGGUACGGUGUGCAAAAUGUCAGGUACCGAUGUUCGAUGAUCUGAAGGAGGAUGAACACUAUGGUGUCCUAAUAAGCCAGUUCCUAUACGAUGGAGGUGAUGGCUACGAUAUGCUGCCUAACUCACCGAAAGAAUUGCUCACAUUAGGUGAGUAUGAAAUCACCGAAGAGUAUCUUAAACGAUACUCGCCCAUCUAUCCUGCCAUCGAGUGGCGCAUACGUAUGGAAGGGCAACCAGCCGUUACAACUACCGAUGGUCCAGAUGCAAGCACAACCACCAUAAUGACCCCUAGCACGACCGAAGACAGUGGAGCUGGACGGGCGUACGACCUAACGAUUUCCACCUUCGGAAUGAUUCUGUUGUCAACAAUGUUGACAUACACGCGACAUCUACUGUAAAUAGAGGUGCUUCUAGGAAUUACCUGUUCAUCUGGUAAAGUCGGAACCACUUCUGGAUGCUGUCCAAAUAUAUCUAAAAUGAGCUGAAACUGAUCUGGAAUCCGUGUGAAGGAUCUCGGAACAUGUUACAUCUUUUCAAACAGAAUCCAGCAAUGGUUCCGGGUUUUACCGGAUAAACUUGGAAUCCCUCUAAGCACUGGUUGUAUGUACAGACAUAUGUGGAUGGGAUUUCCCUUAUGGGAAAUACAGACGUUGAGUCAGGGAAAGCCGUGAACAAAACAUUCAACAAUACAAAUCAGACGUUACUUAGAUAAUUAAACGAUAACAGAGCUAAACUAUUAUAGAAACCGAAGAUAAAAACACUAUGUAAUGCUGACAGCAUGUUUUGUAUUGAAACGAUUAAAAAAUAUGUUCUACAAACUGAA